Molecule: messenger RNA, 2066 nt
Organism: Phymastichus coffea
Lineage: Eukaryota; Metazoa; Arthropoda; Insecta; Hymenoptera; Eulophidae
Gene: Wwox
Product: WW domain-containing oxidoreductase
Exons: 7
Coding region: 235-1479 (414 amino acids)
Molecular function (GO): protein binding
Source: RefSeq, a predicted model, not a curated record
UACAAAAGGAUGAUAAAGCAAUACAUUCCUUGGCGCAACUGUGGUUGAAAAUCUUAUCUCAUAAAUAGAAAUCACGUGGGCGGGGUGUACCGCUGUCAACAUUGUUAUCAAUAUUCAGUACUUUUUCAGUUAAAGUUGUACAUUAAAAUAAUUUUUACAAUGACUUUACAUUCAUCUUUCUUGUAAAUCAUCGUAUUUUAUUCGAAAAUAUAUAGUCAAAUUUCAAUAAUCAACAUGGUUGGAAUUAUAAAUGAUUCAGAUAGUGAGGAUGAGUUGCCUCCCGGCUGGGAAGAACGUGCCAGUAUGGAUGGAAAUGUCUAUUAUGUGAACCAUUAUACCAAAAUUACUCAGUGGACCCAUCCUCAGACUGGUCGUAAGAAAAUUGUAGCAGGAAAAUUGCCUUCAGGAUGGGAAAGACAUAUUUCAAAUGAUGGUCAAGUUUUAUUUAUAGAUCAUGUUAACCAUACAACUACUUAUACUGAUCCUAGAUUAGCAUUUGCUACUGAAUAUAGGGAGUCUUCCCAACCUGUUAGACAGCGUUUUGAUGGGUCAAGUACUGCUUUAGCAGUUCUUUAUGGAAGAGAUUUAAGGAAUAAAGUUGCACUAGUGACUGGUGCGAAUACAGGAAUAGGAUAUGAAACUGCAAGGUCAUUAGCUCUACAUGGAUGUACUGUUGUAUUUGCUUGUCGAAGUAUAGAGAAGGCUCAAGCAGCUAUAGAUAAAAUAAAAAAACAAAAAGAAAGUGUGAAUUGUGAUAUUUUAGAAAUCGAUUUCAGUUCGUUACACAGUGUUCAGAAUGCAGCUAAUAAAUUCAAGCUAAAGUAUAGAACUCUCAACAUACUAAUUUUGAAUGCUGGUGUAUUCGCAGUUCCUUAUAAGUUAACAAACGAUGGAUAUGAAAUGACUUUUCAAGUAAACCAUCUAGCACAAUUUUACCUUACCUUACUAUUGGAACAUCCACUCAGAAGUUGUAACAAAUCAAGAGUGGUAAUUGUAUCAAGCGAAUCUCACAGGUUUUCUUUAAUUCAGUCAGUGGAAGACCUUCAUCCAUUAAGACUGUCUCCUCCAGAAUAUAGAUAUUGGUCUAUGGGAGCAUACAAUGAUUCAAAGUUGUGCAAUAUUUUAUUUGCUCGAGAAUUGUCAAGAAGAUGGCCUUCUGUAGCAGUAUUUAGCUGUCAUCCAGGAAAUUUGAUUUCAUCCGAUCUUUCUCGGCAUUCUUGGAUGUAUAGAUUAUUAUUUGCCAUAGUUAGGCCCUUUACAAAGUCCUUGCAACAAGCAGCUAGUACAACAGUAUUUUGUGCAACUGCUUUCGAAUUAGAGGGUACCACAGGAAUGUAUUUUAAUAAUUGCUACAGAUGCGAUAUAUCGGUUAUCGGAUUGGAUUCACAACUAGCAUCCCGAUUGUGGGAUGUCAGCCAAGAAAUGAUUGUUUCUGUUAUGAAAAGAGAUAAGUUAUGGUAUGAUUUAGCUUUAAAAUGAUAAAAUAAUUGUAAUAUGUUAAGUGGAGGUAUAUUGAUUAAUUAUUGAUUAAAUUAAAUGAAAUUAAUGGAAUAGGUUACAUAUAGUGCCGCUCGCGUUAUUUAAUAAAGUUUCUUUUAUAAAUAUUUGAUUGCAACGAGAACAAUGGCAACAUUUUUUAGUGCAAAUGUUUUUAAUUGUCAAGAUUUAAGGCACCUUAAUUUGAGAUACAAAAUAUCUUUUUAUCAAAUGUUAAUGUUAACAAAUAAUAUAAUAGUGCUAAUGGAAAAUAUUUAGAUGAUAACCAAAUGAAUUUUAAAAGAAAUUUGUAUAUUCACAAUUUUUUUAAUUACUUGUACUAAUUUUUAAAAUAUUUAUGAAAUUUAUAAUAAAAUCUGUGAUACGAUAGAAGACAAAGUAUAAUAAAAGACUGUUUUCUAAAUUUUGAUUGCUAUGUAACAACAACAUCAGAUAUUAAUAAUAGUAUAUGUAUAUAAAUAUAGCGUAUUAAUGAAAUAUUAGUCCCUAGCGAAGCGAAUCAUUAUUAGAUAUUUUCUCAAAUGAGGAACUUUCGACUGAUGUAAAUUUUACAGGAUUAAAAAAAAUAU